AAGAGAUUUACUAAAUCUGGAGAUCUGACAGUGCACAAGAGAAUACACACAGGAGAGAAACCUUAUAGCUGUGAUCAAUGUGGGAAGAGAUUUGCUACAUCUGGCAAACUGACUUCACACCAGAGAACACACACAGGAGAGAAACCUUACAGCUGUGAUCAAUGUGGGAAGAGAUUUACUUCAUCUGGAGAUCUGACAGUGCACAAGAGAAUACACACAGGAGAGAAACCUUAUAGCUGUGAUCAAUGUGGGAAGAGUUUUGUUCAAACUUGCCAUCUGACUCUACACCAGAGAACACACACAGGAGAGAAACCUUAUAGCUGUGAUCAAUGCGGGAAGAGUUUUACUUCAUCUGGCAAUCUGACAGUGCACAAGAGAAUACACACGGGAGAGAAACCUUAUAGCUGUGACCAAUGUGGGAAGAGAUUUGCUACAUCUGUCAAACUGAGUCUACACCAGAGAACACACACAGGAGAGAAACCUUAUAGCUGUGAUCAAUGUGGAAAGAGAUUUACUUCAUCUGGAGAUCUGACAGUGCACAAGAGAAUACACACGGGAGAGAAACCUUAUAGCUGUGAUCAAUGUGGGAAGAGAUUUGCUACAUCUAGGAGCCUGACUCUACACCAGAGAACACACACAGGAGAGAAACCUUUUAGCUGUGCUCAAUGUGGGAAGAGUUUUACUGCAUCUAGCUCUCUGACUUCACACCAGAGAACACACACAGGAGAGAAACCUUAUAGCUGUGCUCAAUGUGGGAAGAGAUUUACUAAAUCUGGCAAACUGACUCUACACCAGAGAACACACACAGGAGAGAAACCUUUUAGCUGUGAUCAAUGUGGGAAGAGAUUUACUUCAUCUGGAGACCUGACAGUGCAUAAGAGAAUACACACAGGAGAGAAACCUUAUAGCUGUGAUCAUUGUGGGAAGAGUUUUGUUCAAACUUGCCAUCUGACUCUACACCAGAGAACACAUACAGGAGAGAAACCUUAUAGCUGUGAUCAAUGCGGGAAGAGUUUUACUUCAUCUGGCAGUCUGACUCUACACCAGAGAACACACACAGGAGAGAAACCUUAUAGCUGUGAUCAAUGUGGGAAGAGAUUUACUUCAUCUGGAGAUCUGACAGUGCACAAGAGAAUACACACGGGAGAGAAACCUUAUAGCUGUGAUCAAUGUGGGAAGAGAUUUGCUACAUCUGUCAAACUGACUCUACACCAGAGAACACACACAGGAGAGAAACCUUAUAGCUGUGAUCAAUGUGGGAAGAGAUUUACUUCAUCUGGAGAUCUGACAGUGCACAAGAUAAUACACACGGGAGAGAAACCUUAUAACUGUGAUCAGUGUGGGAAGAGAUUUACUAAAUCUGGCAAACUGACUCUACACCAGAGAACACACACAGGAGAGAAACCUUUUAGCUGUGCUCAAUGUGGGAAGAGUUUUACUACAUCUAGCCAGCUGACUUUGCACCAGAGAACACACACAGGACAGAAUCCUUAUAGCUGUACUCAAUGUGGGAAGAGUUUUACUCAGUCAAACAGCCUGGUAUCACAUCAGAGAACACACACAGGAGAGAAAUCUCAUAGCUGUGAUCAAUGUGACAAGAGAUACUCUGAUAAAAGAUCUCUGAUUAAACAUCAGAAA
Messenger RNA from Oncorhynchus mykiss (rainbow trout), 1638 nucleotides. Lineage: Eukaryota; Metazoa; Chordata; Actinopteri; Salmoniformes; Salmonidae. The record is from RefSeq and is a predicted model, not a curated record.